AUGGGAGGAGGAGAGCUACCUGGGCUUUUGGUCAAUUAAAUUGGUGGCAUACGUGGGAUACUGCCUGGCCACGUGGCAUUCCUGAAGAAACAUUUCAACCUCAUCACCAUGAAGGAAUUUCUUGAAAACAGAAAGCAUCUGAGUGAAAAGGUCCAAGCGAUCUAUUUGUGGUGGCACAAACCAGUCAUUGACCAAGACCUCCUCCAGAGCCUGCCAAACUUGAAAGUGAUUGCGAAUUCAGGAGUAGGGAUGGAUCACCUGGAUCUGAAACUUGUAGCUAGCUUUGGUGUGAAGAUGGCUAAUGCUCCACGUGCUGUUUCCAGCAGCACAGCAGAUACUGGGAUGGCUUUGCUGCUGGCAUCUGCUAGAAGACUAGUGGAAGGCUAUCACAUUGCAAUUUCUUCAGGCACAGAGUACUGUGAAGCUGAUUUUCUGGGAGUUGAAGUAAGUUACGGAGCUACUCUGGGCAUCAUUGACAUGGGCAGCAUUGGGUAUAAGAUUGCUCUGAGAGCCAAAGCGUUUGAAAUGAACAUCUUGUACCACAACAGGACACGGAGGAAAGAGCAAGAGGAGCGCGCUGUUGGUGCCACUUACUGCAAAAAGAUAGACAACUUGCUGCAGCAGGCAGAUUUUGUGAUGGUGGUGGUCAGCCUGACACCUCAGACACACAAGCUGAUUGGGAAGAGAGAGAUGGAGCUGAUGAAACCCACAGCUACUCUUGUUAACAUCAGCUGAGGUGCAGUAGUUGACCAAGAGGCACUGGUGACCGCUCUGCAGACUGGUGUUAUCAGGGCCGCAGCGUUGGAUGUCACCUACGCGGAACCACUGCCCAGAGAUCAUCCAUUGUUAAAAUUAAAAAACGUCAUUAUAACGCCUCACCUCGGCAUUAAAACAGACAAGGCCACCUACAUGAUAACAGAGGAAGCAGUUGAGAACAUACUAGCAGCUCUUAAUGGUCUCCCCAUACCCAGUGAAGUGCUCCCUAGCUGA
Molecule: messenger RNA, 990 nt
Organism: Gavia stellata (red-throated loon)
Lineage: Eukaryota; Metazoa; Chordata; Aves; Gaviiformes; Gaviidae
Product: probable 2-ketogluconate reductase
Cellular component (GO): cytosol
Molecular function (GO): hydroxypyruvate reductase [NAD(P)H] activity; NAD binding; glyoxylate reductase (NADPH) activity
Source: RefSeq, a predicted model, not a curated record